AGAAGUUGAAAUGGUCGAACUUUGUACUUUAGGAAAAUUAUUUUGGCAGUAGGAAGAGACCAGAAGCAAGGAGACCAAGAAGACAGCUAUUAGAUUGGUCCAAGUGAGAGGUGUGGAAUACCUAAAGGAGUGUCCAUAUGAGAGGAAGGGAAGGGAUAUGUGGAAGGAGAUUAUGAAGACAGAAUGGACAAGGCGUGGCAACUCAUUGGACGUGGGGCAGUUAAAAGUGUACACAGCACUUUGACUGUGCAGACCGCUAUGUGGCAGACGAAGUUUAACAACCCAAGGCCAGAGCUGUGCAUGGCAGGACUAAGUGAAGAAAGCCAAGAUGCAAGAUUCGGGAGAGCAGACUUUGAGUCAAGUGAGCAACCCUGAAGGCAGUGAUCAGAAACCUGAAACUUCAAGCCUUGCUUCAAACCUUACCAUGUCAGAUGAAAUUAUGACAUGUGCUGAUUACAUCCCUCGAUCAUCAAAUGAUUAUACCUCACAGAUGUAUUCUGCAAAACCUUAUGCACACAUCCUCUCGGUCCCUGUAUCAGAGACUGCUUACUCUGGCCAGACACAGUACCAGACACUUCAGCAGUCCCAACCCUAUGCUGUCUAUCCUCAGGCAACCCAAACCUAUGGACUACCUCCUUUUGGUGCAUUGUGGCCAGGUAUGAAACCUGAAAGUGGUUUAAUUCAGACUCCAGCUCCAAGUCAACACAGUGUUCUUACCUGCACUACAGGGCUAACCACAGGCCAGCCAAGCCCAGCACAUUACUCUUAUCCCAUUCAAGCUUCAAGUACCAAUGCCAGCCUGAUCUCCUCUUCAUCCACAAUUGCCAAUAUUCCAGCAUCAGCAGUUGCCAGCAUCUCAAACCAGGACUAUCCUACAUACACCAUCCUUGGCCAGAGUCAGUACCAGGCAUGCUACCCCAGCUCCAGCUUUGGGGUCACAGGCCAAAGCAACAGUGACACUGAGAGCUCCACGUUAGCAGCAUCCACGUACCAGACCGAGAAGCCCACUGUCAUGGUGCCUGCCCCAGCAGUACAGAGACUUUCCUCUGGAGACCCUUCUUCCAGCCCGUCUCUGUCCCGGGGUACGCCAAGUAAGGACCCCGAAGAGCAGUCUAGGAAAAAUACGCCUGCCAAGAACCGGGGCAAGAGGAGAGCUGAUGCCACACCUGCCCCGGACAGUGAGCUGGAACGGGUCUUUCUCUGGGACUUGGAUGAAACCAUCAUCAUCUUCCAUUCUCUUCUCACAGGAUCCUAUGCCCAGAAGUAUGGAAAGGACCCAACAGUUGUUAUUGGCUCAGGUUUAACUAUGGAAGAGAUGAUCUUUGAGGUGGCUGACACGCAUCUCUUUUUCAAUGACUUGGAGGAAUGUGACCAAGUGCAUGUGGAAGAUGUGGCUUCUGAUGACAAUGGGCAGGACUUAAGCAACUACAGCUUCUCAACGGAUGGUUUCAGCGGCUCAGGAGGCAAUGCGAGUCAUGGCUCCGCUGUGGGUGUGCAGGGGGGAGUGGACUGGAUGAGGAAGCUGGCUUUCCGCUAUCGCAAAGUGAGAGAGAUCUAUGACAAACACAAAAGCAAUGUGGGCGGCCUUCUCAGUCCCCAGAGAAAGGAAGCACUUCAGAGACUAAGAGCAGAAAUUGAAGUCUUAACUGAUUCCUGGCUGGGAACGGCACUGAAGUCUUUACUUCUCAUCCAGUCCAGAAAGAAUUGUGUGAAUGUCUUGAUAACCACCACACAGCUGGUGCCUGCUCUGGCCAAAGUCCUCCUGUAUGGCCUGGGAGAAGUGUUCCCCAUCGAGAACAUCUACAGUGCUACUAAGAUAGGUAAGGAGAGCUGCUUCGAGAGAAUCGUGUCUCGAUUUGGCAAGAAAGUGACAUAUGUAGUGAUCGGAGACGGACGGGAUGAGGAAAUUGCAGCCAAACAGCACAACAUGCCUUUCUGGAGGAUCACAAACCAUGGAGACCUUGUGUCACUCCACCAAGCUCUGGAACUGGAUUUCCUUUAAGGAUGGGAGCUGAGGUGCCAGCCCCAGGAGCCCUUCUCCCUCCCCACGGGGGCUCUUCUCUCUUUGGGACAAGAUGUGAGCCCAGCCGAGCCCAGCGCAGGAAGGGACAGUUUGUUUUCUCCACGAGGGAGAUCCAUCCCCGGGCACGGCCUGGUGCAGAAGCAGGCGACAGAUGGAGAGGACGGCAGUCUCACCUUAGCUACAGUGAUUUCAUUCUCCUAUUGUUGUUUUCUUUUUAAAAGGAAAAAAAAAAUCCCUGAGGCAGAGUUGUGCUCCAGUGUAGUGUGUGAUGGGAAAACACAGUGCUAUGAACUUGUGGUCACUAGGUUAGAAGCAGUAAGCUCUUGUGACGUCUCCGUCCUUUACAAUCCAUUUAGCUAUUGAAUUUAUUCCCGGUGAAUGGAUGUGUUCUUUUUAUAGGCCAGGCUCUGGUCUCUGAAGCAGAUUUUCUCUUUGUCCCUUCUUCAUUAAGCCAAAAGUUGGGGUGGGGCAGAAGGGUAGAUUUUCUUGGAAAAUCUGAAUGAAUGGUCUCUGAUCUCCAUUACCCGUGCCAGUAGCUUUUCCUUAGCUCCUUCCUGUUCUCCACCCUUGAGGUUGGUGGCCCCGACCCCCUCAUCCCCCCAAGCUGUUCUUUCAUUUGGGCCUGCCCCCUCCUGCUGAGGUCACCAGCGGCUUCACUGCUUUGUGAGCCCAGUGCAGGAGCUGGCCCUUAAGGAAAUAUGUCAGGGGCACCCAGGCUUCUGCACUAAAAAGCGCCCCCACAAGUGACCUUCUGUCAUUGUGACAUCUGUUCUAAAAAAUGUUCUCUCUCCCCUGUGCCUCCCUUGCCAAACCCAGAUAAACCUUGGAUUCUUACCCCACCGCUACCAAGGUGUUUGCCCAACACUCAGAUCUCCCAGGCAUCUCAGCGGCUGAACCAGGCCAGAGAAACCAAAGAGAGGGCCCCGUACCUCUUUGCACAUUUCCCAUCUCUAUGGUGCCCUGAUGCCUGCUCCUUUUCUCUCUCUCCCAGUCCCCCAAGACUCUUCUCUCCUAGCUGUGUAGUGAAGCUGCAUCCCUUGGCCAGGUCACCAACCUCCUCAGGCUCUGCCCACACUUCCAGUGCAACCCUGUCCGUAUGACCGACGGUGAACCACCUCUUCUUCCAACAGCUGUGGGGACGUAGCCCAGGCUCCUUUCCAGGUGUAGAUGAUGCUGCUGGGCCCUGACUGUGUGCUGAGACCUUAAACCUGAGGCAAGGAAUUGGGCUUUCUCCAGUCAGCCCUGACUCCCACAGGCUAGCGCUGAGCUUGUGAAUCCCAGGCAUGGCUGGUAGAGUUGCAGCUAUUUGAGCCGUCGAUGUGACCUGAUUUUCCAUUGGCUCCCAGUUUGAAAUGGCAUCUUUGGGGCUCCCUCUGCCAAUCUGGAGACCCUGGGAAAUGCCCGCCAUAAGAGGAACAUCUCUCGUUGGCAGCAGCCUAAGUCUGCCGCCUGAACUUCCCUAGUCUCAGCUGCCUUGGUCUCUGGCUGGAGAGGAGACACAACUGGGGGAGUCAGGAGGCUCUGCCUGUCUUCAGGGGGGCUGUACUCUGCCAACCCAAAGAGAGGAACUGGGCCCUGCCUGAGGCCACCGAGCCCUGCGGAGGAGCAAGCAGCAGACACGAGACCGUCCCUCGGAUCCUGAUGGCCUGAGAAGCUGCUCCUUCCUCAUCCCUUAGAAUUGGCAGAAGCAUCUCCUUCAGAUGCACCUUCGUGACCUGCAGAGCAACAUCAGGAAGAUGAGUCUGCCUUCUCUCUGGUUCUAAGCUUCUCUUACACCUACCCAGAGGACGCUGUGCCAUAGGCUGGGCAAGAAUUGUAGAGGGAUCCACCCUCCAACUUCCCACAUACCAUAGAAAGUUCUCCACUCUUGUGACCUAAGGAGCCUAGAACCCUGGUUUUUUGGGGUUUCCCCGCCCCCCCCCCCAGUACAGGGGCCAGUAGCUGGGUACAGGUUGUUUGCAGAUGAACUCUGACUUUGUCAAGGGAGGAAGUUCUCUCAGGAGAAAUACCCUGGAGGGCAACCAGGCUACUCCAGUCCCCUUGGCCCCCUGCCACCAAAGGGGAGGCCAGGAGGAAUCUGCCUCCACUUUACCAGUUUGCAGUGUUCUGCCUACACAGCACAUACUUCCCUUAUCUCCAGGAAUCUUUGGAAUGGAGAUGACUAUGUUGGGCUGGGCCUAGUAGGGAUGGAGCUGAGGAAUGCUAUGAAUCCUUUAGUUUCCAAGAAAAUAGCCUAGUGGAACAUGCCUGAAACCCUUUGUAUUUGAGACAAUCCCCUAUGGAAUUAGCCAAGUAAUUGACACUUCCACCUGACAUUGGUUCCUGUAAGAUGGGUCCAAAAACUGCCCCUGGUGAUCCACAGCCACCAGGAGAACCCCAGGGUCAUAGGGCGGCUUACCUUUCGAAUGUAAAACUGACCGUGCCUUAGUGUCACCGUGUCCAGAGCACUGACAGGGAAGUCUGUGUGUCCGUGAAGUGACCCCCAAGCUAGCCCAGAAGCCCACCUAGGGCUUCUGCAAUAUGUGUGUUCUCAUUGGGUUUGGUUUUUUCCUUCAUUCUCUGCCGAGGGAUAGGUGUGGAGGCUGUUAGCAGAGAGCAACCAGGUACCAUUUACUCCAAGGUCAGGUUCAGUGAAAGCUCAGGUUGGUGGCAGAUUGCAUUUGAAUGGAAAUAGUGGUGGCUGCAGGGCUCUUCCCAGCCCCAUCUACCACCGCCAGAGUGACUGUGGGGCUGCUGCCAAUGCCUGGGGAGAGCUGCCAGGCAGACGCUAUGCACAUACGUGACUGUCCUCCUUGUGGGGGCCGUGAUGGGCAGAAGGCUGUAGCCAGCUCUGGGAGAGGCAGGCUCACCGUACAGAACUUCCACGCCCCUGAGACAGGUUUCAUUUCUCACCAUUCCUUGUUUCGUUAUUCAUUCAGAAGCUGAAGCAUUCAAACUGUGGAAACCAGAUUUGAAUCCUGGGAGGUCUCAAGCCACAGCAAAGAAAUUCAUGUCCUGACCCUGGGUGAGCUCAGUAGCAAUGGUUCAGUCCUCCCUUUGCUCCCUCUCAGAAAGAAGACUGGAAAAUAAAACUACUUGGCUAGUCCCUACUGCACUGACAGGAACCAUUCCCUUAAGGACUGAUUCUGCUUAAAACUGGAUUUUUCCCUCUGGACUUUCGAUGCCUCAAAGCAGGAAUAAAACGUGGGAUUUGGAAUAUUUAUGUGACCGAGGGCAUUCGUGGCUGUAGAUUCCUUGACCAUAAUGUUAUAUGUAAUGGGAACUAUCUUAUAAACUUGAAAAAAAUAAAGUUUUUAUUUUCUA
This is a messenger RNA of Vombatus ursinus (common wombat), 5326 nucleotides long. RefSeq names its product EYA transcriptional coactivator and phosphatase 3 (gene EYA3). Gene Ontology annotation, cellular component: nucleus. The coding region runs from base 329 to 2002 and encodes 557 amino acids. Gene Ontology annotation, biological process: cell differentiation; multicellular organism development; negative regulation of extrinsic apoptotic signaling pathway in absence of ligand. The record is from RefSeq and is a predicted model, not a curated record. The transcript has 18 exons. Lineage: Eukaryota; Metazoa; Chordata; Mammalia; Diprotodontia; Vombatidae. Gene Ontology annotation, molecular function: protein tyrosine phosphatase activity.